Messenger RNA from Kwoniella botswanensis, 1533 nucleotides. RefSeq lists its product as uncharacterized. The record is from RefSeq and is a predicted model, not a curated record. Bases 1 to 1533 code for a protein of 510 amino acids. Gene Ontology annotation, molecular function: mannosyltransferase activity. Lineage: Eukaryota; Fungi; Basidiomycota; Tremellomycetes; Tremellales; Cryptococcaceae. Gene Ontology annotation, cellular component: endoplasmic reticulum. The transcript is spliced from 4 exons.
AUGGACCCAUUCUACCUCCCCGGGUACUUCCCUUCCAAACCACUGUACGACCCCUUCGUCGAUAACCCCAAGGGUCUACCAGGCCACAUCCUCUUCCCCAUAUUCCUCAUCAUCAUCGCACCAUGGACGCUAUUCUUCGUCCUGCUCAUCCAGCGGACCACGAUGAGACCAUCGAAGAGAAACACCGCGGUGGUAUUGGUCAUAGGGGAUAUAGGUAGAAGUCCUAGGAUGAUGUACCAUACUUCCAGCCUGGCACAGCAUGAUAUAGAGACUUGGGUGGUGGGUUAUGGCGAGACAACACCGAUAAAUGAACUUAUCUCGAAUGAUAAGAUACAUAUUUUACCUUUGUACGAACCGUCAAAGAUUCUCAACAAAUUCCCAUGGAUGAUUAGAGCUCCUAUAAGGGUGAUUGUGCAGAUCUAUUCAGUAAUGAAAUUGAUAAUUUGGGAAAUACCGAUCAAUACCGAAUACAUAUUCGUACAGAACCCACCGUCAAUACCCACUUUAUUUCUGGCGCAAUUCAUCACGCUGAACACCGGCUCGAAGUUGGUGGUGGAUUGGCAUAACACCGGGUAUAGUAUUUUGGCGAUGAGAUUGGGAAUGAGAUCACCUAUAGUGAAGGUAGCUAGAUGGCUCGAGGAGACGUUUGGACGAUCUGCAUAUGCUCAUCUAUUCGUGACGAACGCAUUGAAGGAGUACUUGGCAGAAGACUGGGAAUUAGAAGGUCGGAAAGUAGUCUUACAUGAUAGACCUCCAUCACACUUCAACCGCACUUCACCUUCAGAUCAGCAUGACUUGUUCACAAGGAUCCUUCCCUCUUUGGACCCACCUCUACCACCUUCACUGAACGAUCAAUCCGAACAUUCUACGCCUCUUUCACGUAGGGUCUCCGGUGAGGUGGAACUCAGAGACAGUCGACCAGCUUUGGUAGUCUCUUCAACUUCAUGGACGGCCGAUGAAGAUUUCUCACUAUUGAUCACCGCUUUAGACAAUUACCAGAAGACGAUAAACUCCACUUCGCCGACACAUAGUCUACCGAAGUUAUUAGUGAUCAUCACGGGUAAAGGAGCGUUACGAGCUCAAUUCGAGCAGACCAUCAGCGAGAAAGAGAAAGAAUGGAAGGAUAUAGUCGUUCGAUGUGUAUUCUUGCCAUCUCAGGAUUAUCCUGUUUUAUUGGGAAGCGCAGAUCUAGGUAUAAGUCUGCAUACUAGUUCGUCAGGAAGGGAUCUGCCAAUGAAGGUUAUUGAUAUGUUUGGAUGUCGUCUGCCGGUCUUAGCGAGGAAUUUCGAAUGUAUCGAUGAGCUGGUAAAAGAAGGUAGGAAUGGUAGGAUUUUUGGGACAGGGGAAGAAUUGGGUGAUCAGUUGAUCGAUGUACUGGGAGGAUUCCCACGAUCAGAUAGGUUGGACAAACUGAACAAGUACUUCGAUAACACGGAUACCAGAACAGAGGGGAUAGAAGGUGAAUGGUCGACAUGGGAUGAGAAUUGGGAUAGAGUGGUGUAUCAAGGGUUGAUACGUAGACCGAGAGCCUGA